Messenger RNA from Aspergillus sclerotioniger CBS 115572, 1125 nucleotides. Its product is annotated as glycoside hydrolase family 16 protein. Gene Ontology annotation, biological process: fungal-type cell wall organization; carbohydrate metabolic process. Lineage: Eukaryota; Fungi; Ascomycota; Eurotiomycetes; Eurotiales; Aspergillaceae. Gene Ontology annotation, cellular component: fungal-type cell wall. The transcript has 4 exons. The record is from RefSeq and is a predicted model, not a curated record. Gene Ontology annotation, molecular function: hydrolase activity, hydrolyzing O-glycosyl compounds; glycosyltransferase activity. The coding region runs from base 1 to 1125 and encodes 374 amino acids.
AUGAGACUCCCACUCGUUGCCUCGACUCUCGGUCUUCUCUCCGGCGCAAGCUUAGUCGCAGCGCAGACAUAUACCAAUUGCAACCCACUGAAGAAGACGUGCCCCGUGGACCCCGCACUGGGGAAAUCGGCCAGCUAUGACUUCACUGAAGGGAGCUCGUCCGACUUCACGGCAACCGGUAGCCCGACAUAUGGUAGUGAUGGUGCCGAGUUCACCGUCGCUAAGCAAGGAGAUGCCCCGUUGAUCCAGUCGAACUGGUACAUCAUGUUUGGGCAUGUUGAGUAUGUGAUGAAGGCUGCUCCCGGAACAGGCAUUGUCAGCAGUGCUGUCUUGCAGUCGGACGAUCUGGACGAGAUAGACUGGGAGUGGCUUGGAGGGAACGACGAGCUCGUGCAAACCAACUACUUUGGCAAGGGUGACACCAGCACUUACAACCGUGGAGCUACCCACAACGACCCCGGGAAUCACGACGGCUUCCACACUUAUACUGUCGACUGGACGAGUAACCAAAUCGUCUGGCAGAUCGAUGGCACAACGGUUCGCGUGCUUACACCCGAGACUGCUGACUCCAACCAAUACCCCCAAACCCCAAUGGUAGUCAAAGUGGGAAUCUGGGCGGGAGGAGACCCUAGCAACCCACAGGGCACGAUUGGUGAACUGGGCCGGGGCGUGACCGAUUAUAGCGCGGGUCCCUACACGAUGUAUUUGAAGUCUCUCAAAGUGACCGACUACUCGACCGGUUCAUCAUAUUCAUACGACAAUGAGAGUGGGGACUGGACAUCAAUCACCGCCAACGGAGGCAAAGUUAAUGGAAACAUCGGCGCCGAUACCAUGACAUCGAUUCAGUCUGCCCCCACCGUGACCUCGACGGUUGCCAGCAUUCCUAUUCCUUGGAGUGGUACUCAUCGUGAGACAAACACCUUCACAACGCCGGAUGUUUGGCCCUGGGUUGCCACAGGAUCGUCGACAUCAAUCCCAUGGAGCUAUUCCGGCUCUGGCCAAGCCCAGCCGCCUAGCGCGGCUUCCACAGUCGCUAAAUCGAUCUCCGUAUCUAUAGUCUUUCUCCCGGUGUAUAUCAGCCUCCUCGCAAUCUCGGCCGGUUUUAUCCUCCCCUUCCGGCUCUAA